Ascochyta rabiei is the source of this 294-nucleotide messenger RNA. RefSeq lists its product as uncharacterized. NCBI's taxonomy places the organism in Eukaryota, Fungi, Ascomycota, Dothideomycetes, Pleosporales, Didymellaceae. The record is from RefSeq and is a predicted model, not a curated record. The transcript has a single exon. The coding region runs from base 1 to 294 and encodes 97 amino acids.
AUGUCACCGUACAAUGGCUUGCUAUUACACUUCAUGUCCAUGGGCAGGACAUGUAGUCAGUUCACACCGCGGAAAUACACAGCUAUCGCUCCUUAUGUAUUCAUUGUACCACUGCCAUCCCACACGUACAUGUCUCAAUCUCAACUGCUGAUAAGACCCACAGAAACUACUGCACAAUCGGGAACGCAAGAUAAGGGUUUGAGAUCAAUGCGUUUGCGGCUCUACCCAAUAGCCUACUCUAGUCAGUCAGACAACAUGCCAAUCCGGUCACUCUUCGUUAUCUUGAGGAGCUGA